Apis florea (little honeybee) is the source of this 6286-nucleotide messenger RNA. RefSeq lists its product as uncharacterized. The record is from RefSeq and is a predicted model, not a curated record. NCBI's taxonomy places the organism in Eukaryota, Metazoa, Arthropoda, Insecta, Hymenoptera, Apidae. Gene Ontology annotation, molecular function: protein binding.
AGAGAGGACGAAAAAAAAGGAGCAUUUUUUUUUUUUGGAAAGACGUGGGGAUCAACACAUCGAAUUCUUUUUUAUUCAACCGCAAGUUCCGCAAUUCGUUUACAAGAGUUUAAAUCCUUUCUUUUCUAUGUUCUCCCUUGUAUGUAAAACAUUAUUUAAGCUCAAUAUGAUUUUAUCCUAUUACUGUGUCAUACCCGUCAAGGCUAAUUCUCUUAAUCCGUGACUUGCUCCGCCAUCGUAAUUGUACUCUUACUUUACCCGAAAACGGUUUGAAUGGAAAUAGUUUAUUUAAGAAGAGUGGAAAAAAGGGUAUAUUCGAAUAACAGAGAGGGAAAGAAAGACAACGAGAGGAUCGUUUUCAAAUCGGGGUUAGGUGGAUCAUGCACCCUACGGCCGCACGUGCUAAUCGAUCGUCCAUACAAUCCUCGAUUCCAUCCACGUCAACUCCAUCGUCCCUCGUACACCCCCAGCAGCAGCAGCAACAGCAGCAGCAACAACAGCAGCAACAACAGCAACAACAGCAGCAGCAACAGCAACAAAUUCUUUACGGGCCUAUCGCCAAUCCGGCGUUAACCCUUCAACCAUGCGGAAGUGGUUUGCACCCCUCUUGUAUUUAUCCAGGAGCGCAACGUAACGCCGGUCUCGCUAAUCCUGCCCCUUUGCACAUACAAGGAAAAAGCAGCAGAUGGCCACCUAAGAAUAAACUCGUACGAAACCAGCAAUAUUGCCAGCAACAGCAGCAACAACACCACAUACAGCAACAAUUGUCCUACAACCCGAAACCAUUGGUCCUGUACGAUCAAACGUCGAGCAACGUGGCCCCACCACCGGCCCCGACCGCCUCCUUUCUAAUCGCUUCCUCCACGUACACGCACGGCUCGUUCUCCGGCGACCAGUACAACAAUUCCGGAGUCACGUUGAUACCCCAACCCUACUUUAAGCCGCCCGACGUGCAAACCUUCUGCUUGAUCCAAGACCGGCAAAAUAUCCAACAACAACAGCAGCAACAGCAGCAACCUCAACCCCAGCAGCAGGAGCAACCAACGACCCACGCCUCGUACUACAACGUGUCAGCGGCGAACACGUGCAACCUGCAACCGGGGAUCAAUGCGACCAAUUCCCCGUUCCAAUUCCCGAAUCUGAGCCCGUACGCGGCCAAUUUCGCGACCAACAGCCAGGUGAAUCCAACCGUUCAAACGGGCAGCGGUGUUCACACGGGCCAAAUCUUUCCAAGCCCCCCCUCCACCGGCCUCGUGUUCGGCGGGCUUCAGGCGAGGGGGGCGGAGAAACCCGUGGCCGGGGCGGCGCUCGAGAUCUCGUCCUCCUCCCUGAAGGGGAGCAAGAGCAAGUUACCGGCCGCCGGUAACAACUCGCAGAUAGUCGCCAGCGCGGCCAGCGUCGAGAAUUACAACGAAUGGCCGUCCCAACCGCAGAUCACCCCCUCCUCCUCGACGGACGUUCUGUUCAACAUAAAGGCGACCGCGACCGGGACGACCACGAGCACCGACGAUGAGGGGAAUCGGGAAACAACGGCGGGGGGGAACAACGUCGUGCUGGAGAAAACGAACGUGUCCACGGGCGUGUCGGUCAAGGCCCAGCAACAACAGGAGGAGCAUUACUCGGACGAGUCGUCGGCGAGUUUCGAUUUCACGAUCGAGGCCGAGAAAAUGGUGUCCGCACUCUGCAAUAUAUCCUCGAACGAUAUAAACAAGGAGGAGGGGAAGACGGACAAGUCGAAUUCGACGCCUUUGUUCAGCGGCGCGGGGGACACGGCUUCGAACAAGAACGCAUGGUUCACGGAGUUUUGCGCCGAUUACGGGACGGGGACCUCGAUAGCCGUCCAAACGGACGGCCCGUGCGUGGACAGGGCCCAGUAUCAAGAGUUGUUGAGAAAAGUGGUGUACUGGGGUUGCACGGAGGCGGAAUUGGUGUUGAACAACAGCUCGAAGACGAAUCCGAGAUGCGGCUGGUUGAGGAGCUUGUCCACGGCCACGAAAACGGCCGUGACCAAAUCGUCCACCUGUUUCCCGAUAUUUGCCGGUGACCGGGUGUUCGUCGCCGAUCUGAUCAACGCUUUGCUGCGCAUAAGCAACGGUUGGCUGAUACUCGACAAUUACUUGAACAAGCAGCAUUACCCGAGCCUGAACGAGAAAUUCGAUUGCGAGUUGGUCAGGUGUUUCCGCCUUUGGGAGGAGAGCACCCACGAGCUGUUGAAUCAGAUCGUCCAAACGUUCCUCAAGCUCGAGGAGGGAGCUGUCGUCGACCCGACAACAACUAAUUUCAAUACCAACAACGAGCAAACGAAAUCAGAAUCAUUCGGAACCUCUUUUCCAGGUGACGUUUCAGUUUACACGAAUCGCGACUUGUUCGAUCCAUCCUCGUCCACGUCUAUCAUCGCUACCGCCCCGUCGAAACAGAAGGUGGCGGCUGAUAAUAAAAAGGACGGUGGCCAAGAGGUGGCGUGUUGCGGCGGCAACUCGGUCGGCCAAUUGUCCGCCUGCGGUAGCCUGCGCAACUUCACUCUUUACGGCCAGGCUGAACAGAAACAGCAACAGCAACAACACUCCUCCUCCUCCUCCUCCCAGAAAGAGUCGAAACUGCGAAGUAAGUGGACAAUUACCGAGCUACGGAAUCUAACGACAACCACGACGAAAUCCGUGCAUCCCGUGCAUAUAUUCUGUUCAGGGCACGCGAAAUCCGGGGGACAGGCGAACAGUAGAUACCGUUCGAGGGGUAGCUCGUCGUCGGGGAAGAACGAGACGCCUACCCAAUCGUUGAACGCCGAAUUCUUUCACCUGAGAAGCAAGAUACUGACCGAGAGCAAUCAAGACUCGUCCUCGAGGCAGCAAUGGUUGUACCACAACAAGGAGAAGAAGCAAGAUUUCCCCGAGGCCAAGGUCUCCUCUCCCUCCCCCUCCCACGUGGCGGAGAACGUGGACGGUAUAUUCAGAUUGCAACGCCAAUUGGACGUGGAGAAUUGCGAGGCGGGUUACGGGCAGAAAUGUUUGUCGAGGGUUGAAUCCUCCUUCCUCAAUCCAUCGAUCAGCCUCGAGUCCAUGUAUUUCCCGGCAACGAGCGAGCACGACGCUUUCUAUCCAGGUUACGCGGUUUGCCCGCCAUCCUACGCAUCCCUCGACUACAAAAGCUCGAAGACGAGCUUCGACUCGUCCACCCAGAACCACAACAACAGGAACAAGGCGAACGUGGAUCUCGUGUACGUGGGCAAAUCGUCGACCAGCCAAUUGGAAUUGGCCGCGGUACCCAAGGACAAGAUGACGUUGCUCAGCCAGAUCGAGCCGAGCAUACCCGAAAAAUCGUCCGAGGAGAUGACCGCGAAUUUGUCCGCUUGGUUCGCGAGCAUGAGGAAUCCGGACAAUCCCCGCCAGAUACCGUUCAUGAAUCUGGCCGACGUGAACGCCGCGGAUACGAUGGUGGCGGGCAGGGGGUCGGCCCCUCGCCAAGACAUGUCCAAGAACACUAUGGAUCUGACCAAUUGCAUCAGACAGUUGCAGAUAGACGCGAACCGCCAAUUCCAAACGUUGCAGAACAUACAGAGCGUGCAAACAGCCCCGUGGAACGCGUACAAUUUGAUCAACAAUCGCGUCCAAGUGCAACAGGUGCCGGAGGAGUACGACAGCUCAGAGGACGUGAGGGUGUACAUGAAGCCGGGCAGUUACAACGUGCCCAAGAAGAGGCAUCAGAGAAGGUCGAACAGACGGUUGGAGAAUUCGACGAAUUCGAGGAACGUGGCGAACGGGUCGGGCCACAACGCGAGGAGUCAUUACGCGGGAAAGGAGAAGUUCUGCGUGCCCGCGUCGUCCACACCGGUCUCGAGGCCAGCGGCCACGCCCACUUCGACGGCAGGCGUGAACAACAACGGGUCGGGCGCGAUGAAAUUACCGUUCCCCGCGACCCCCAUCGUACCGCCGCCGACCUUCUCCCUCGAGAAUUCGCCACGGAUCUUGAAACGAUCCGACGUUUCCAAUUACACGGUGUCCGAGGACGUGACAUGGAAGGCGGCCUGCGCCUCGGCCGAGAUCCUGUUGGAGGCUUUGAACGUGAAGGAUGAUGGGGAUUUCAAGAAGCCGGAAAUGGAGAGGUCGGUGGACGUGGUCGGCGGUGAAAAGUACGGGUGCGACGAUGGUGCGAUGGUGGUUAAGAAAGACGACGACGCGAUGAUGGAGGAGGGGAUGGUGGUGGAGCAAGCGGUGCAGGGCGAGGAGAAGUUGGAGGAGAGCAUCUCGAAAAAUUUGAAGGAGAACAACGACGGUGUAUCGAGUUACGAGGCGUCCGAGGAUGACUCAGGCUCCACGAAUCAUUUCUCACCCAACACAAGUAUCAACGAAGUUUCACAGUUAUCUGGUAAUAAAAAUGGUUCUAGUAAAAUGAAUGUAAAAACGGACUCGUGGUUAAUCAAAACUUUGAACAACGCUAACAUGGCAAAUAAGCAGAAACGGCGGAAAAACAACGCUGUCCAGCAACAUAGCUCCGAAUCGUCGAACAGUUCGGUGACAGAGAACGAGCAAACGAAUCCUAUCGUCUCGUUGGUGUCCAACAGUACGAUAACGACGGUGGCGACAACGACGACGACCGUGAAAAAUCUCCAACAGACGAUAUGCUCGAGGAAAAGUUCAUGCGUCUCGUUGAACAACGACCAGACAACGUCCGAGGAGACGGAACGUGUCGUGGGGAAAGCCACUUAUUCCGAAACUGUGCGCCGCUGCGCCUCCUUGAGCGCUUCCUUCUCGGAGAAGAAAGAAUUUUCCAAGAAAAGCAAAUUAAACAUUGCCAAUGUGUCAACGAUUUGCAGCACUGUGAUACCGAUACCCGGCCGUAAAUGUCAGAGAAAAGAUUUCGAGAAAUCUUACUAUUUGUUGCAUAACAGAUCCCGCAAGUGUUCCGGGAAAAAAGCAACGAAAAAUUGCGAGAUCGAUGGUGAUUCUCAAUCGGUGGAAGGAACGUUGAAAUCGACGGUCGCGGUGAAGCACGGGAAAAAGAGGGAGAAUGCUGGAUGCAUCGAAUUCUUGGAUGGGAAGUAUGGUGGGAAGACUAGCGACAGAGGUUGGUCCGUAUGGUACAGUUCGAAGAGGAAACAGAGUCUUAGUCCGCUUGCGCUUAGCAAAUUGGAAAUGAUACAUCAAACGGUUUGGCAAAUGGAUGAAGCAGAGGUUUUCAAGUGUCCAUCUUCGGGGGGCAAUAAUCAAUCUUCUACAUACACGAUCGAGGACUAUUGUAAAGUCAUUAAAAGUCCAAUGUUCCUAGAAACGGUUGAAUACAAAUUAAAGAAUCGAGUUUAUCAUAAAGUGGAACACGUCGUUAGAGACUUUCGUCGUAUUGUUUAUAAUUCAAAAUUAUAUCAUAAGGAUGAUCAUGAUCGAGUAAAAGUAAUCGAAACACUAUCGAAGAAACUCGAAGAACUUUUCGAGGAACAUUUCGCGAGUUGGGACUUCGAUAAUAUUAGCGGUAGUCCAAGGGAAAGUUCACCAGUGCUGCAUCGAUUUAAGACGGCUGGACAAAAACCGGUAACUGGACGUUACGGCAAUACGAAGAAAUGUCAGUCUUCUUCGAUUACCGAAAAUAUAUAAUAUCUGCCAUUAGUAAUAUGCUUUUCUGCGACAUCGAACUACACUUGAGGAAUUAUCGUGCCUAUAAUUCAUGGUGACAUUUCAUUACGCAUUUGCAAUUCAUAUUAUUAUUAGAUUAACAGAUAAACUAAUCGCAUCGAGUUUAUGUAAAAUUGUUAGAUUCGAAAUUAAGUAUAUCUGUAAGGAUCGAUCAUAAUAAUACGCUCUAGUCACGCAUCAGUUCGUAUUGUUGUCACAACGUAAGCGUUCUACGGUUUUUCUUUCGCAUCGCAGUUUGCUACGUUCAAACAAUUUUCGUUAUUUUCAAAGAAGCGAAAGUUUAAACGCUUAGUUUUCUGGUACAUACAUCCGUAUAAGAUAAUGCAUCUUAAAUGUGAAACAAAACGAUAGUUACAUUUACCUUUUUUAUACCACUGAAUUAUAUAACAAAAAAUAGUUAAUGACAUUGCAAUGAUGAUAGUCUAAAACUUGACAACACUUAAUUAAAAGAGAAUAAUUCGACGCUAUUUUGUCCUAGCAAGAUUAAAACACGAUUAAACAAAAAUAGUGGGAAAAACGAUCAAAAUAUUAUAAGAAUAAAAUAAUUUUUCAUUUGUAAUAUUAUCGUUAUGCGUGAAAUAUAUUACAUGAGAAUAAAAAGAAGACAAAUAUUAUAAUAGCAAAUUGUACUGUCAAGCAAAUAAAAGAUUGACCAAAUAAAA